Molecule: messenger RNA, 7941 nt
Organism: Lates calcarifer (barramundi perch)
Lineage: Eukaryota; Metazoa; Chordata; Actinopteri; Centropomidae
Product: alpha-tectorin-like
Biological process (GO): cell-matrix adhesion
Molecular function (GO): protein binding
Source: RefSeq, a predicted model, not a curated record
CCACAGUUUCUUGGAAGGUGCCAGCUUCCACUAUAUAAAACCGUGCUGCAGUCUUGCGGUGUGGAUGGAUGGGUAUAUAACAGCAGCAGAUGUGAGCAGGUUUAAAUUUUGAGCUUUGGAAUAUGGCAUGUCAAAUCAUGUUGCCUGUGCUGCUUUUGGGAUUGAUAAGUACAGUGACUACUCAGAGUACAGGGCCCCUCUACCCAAUUAAUGGGAUAGCAAGCUCUCAAUCAGAUGAUGGAAGUUCACCCCAAAUUUCCCUGAACCGACCUUUCGUGUUCUUCGGACAAACAUACAACCAGAUUUAUGUGAACCACAAUGGACACCUGACCUUUGACGCUGCAUGGUCCAGUUUCUCACCUCAGAUGUUUCCCAUGCAUGGAUCCAGAGACAUCAUUGCUCCACUCUGGGUAGAUCUGGACAACAGAGAAAAUGGUCAGGUCUACUAUAACCAAUACAACAGUGCCAGUGUCCUCCAGCAAGCUACACAGGACAUUAAUUCCUAUUUCCCUGGACUGAACUUCAAUGCCAACUGGGUCUUUGUUGCAACAUGGUAUGAGGUGGCCUACUAUCCAACAACUGGCACCCGGACAACAGUCCAAGCAGUCUUGAUCUCUGGUGGUCAGUACUCGUUUGUGCUGAUGAACUAUGGGGUAAUAGCAGCAACAUCUCGCCAUAUACAGGCUGGAUAUGACACAGUCCAUUCUGCUCACCAUUUCUCCAUCCCUGGAUCAUUCUCUAGCAAUUCAUCAGGCCCUGACUCAAAUUUCCGUCUGAGCAGCAAUGUUAAUGUAGCCGGUCGUUGGGCCUUCCGGGUAGACAGAGGAUCAACAGGCUGCACUUUCAAUGGUGAACCUGUGCAGCUGGGAGACUCAUUCUGGAGCGACAGUACCUGUGCACAGAAGUGCACCUGCACCUCAUCAGGCCUGCAAUGUGUCAGACAACCCUGCUCCUUUUCCCAAAUCUGCCGGGAAAGUGCCUUUCAGUUCUCCUGCCAGACAGUGCAGAGACGCACCUGCACAAUAAGCGGUGAUCCACAUUACUAUACCUUCGAUAACAACGUGUUUCACUUUCAAGGUACCUGCACUUAUGUCCUCUCAGAACAAUGUGGUCGUGGGCUGCCCUACUAUAGAGUAGAGGGCAAGAAUGAGCACCGGGGCAGCACACAAGUCUCUUGGACACGACUGGUCAAAGUGUUUGUCCACAAUGAAACUAUUGAGAUGGUCAAAGGACAUCGAGGUCAAGCUAAGGUUAAUGGAAACUUUGCAGCCACUCCUUUUUCCCUUAGCAAUGGCACGGUCCAGGUUUAUGACUCAGGUUUUUCUGUGGUUAUCAGCACUAACUUUGGCUUGGAGGUAUCCUAUGAUGCCUACCAUUAUGUCAGGAUCAGUUUGCCCUACACUUACCUGAAUGCAACAUGCGGCCUGUGUGGAAACUUCAACAACCGCCCAGAGGAUGACUUUAUAACUCGCCAAGGCGAGCUUGUGAGCUCUGAUGUGGUUUUUGCCAACAGUUGGCAAGCAUCAGGGGACAAUGAGGCUGGAUGUGGAGUCCGAUGUGGAGGCUUGGCAUGCGCUGGCUGCACUCAACACCAGACAGCCUUGUACAGCAAUACUGACCACUGUGGUAUCCUCCAAAGCAGUUCUGGACCUUUUGCUGCUUGCCAUGAACAACUUCCCCCACAGACCUUUGUGGAGAGCUGUGUGUAUGAUCUGUGUGUAGGAGGAGGAUACCAGCCCAUUCUGUGUCAAGCCCUAAAUGUUUAUGCAAGUCGUUGUCAGCAGAAUGGUAUCCAGCUGCCAAGCUGGAGGAGACAAGGCUUCUGUGAAAUCCCCUGCCCAGCCAACAGCCAUUUUGAGUCCCAAGGCACAGGAUGUCCAGCUACCUGUGUCAAUCCCAAUUCCACCCACAACUGCCCUCUCCCUGCCCAGGAGAGUUGCAUCUGCAAUUCAGGCUACAUCCUCAGUGGUGGGGUCUGCGUCCCUCAUUCUGAGUGUGGUUGCAGCUUUGAGGGUCGCUACUACCGCUCUGGAGAAACUGUAAUACUGGACGAGGACUGUGGGAGACGCUGUAGCUGCAGUUAUGGCACCAUGACCUGUCGCUCACAUGGUUGUAGUCCACUUGAAUCAUGCAGGGUGGAGGAUGGAGAAAGAAGGUGCAGACCUAACAGCUAUGAAACAUGCUGGAUAAGGGGCCCAGGAUCAUAUCAAACAUUUGAUGGAGUGACAUACCAGUAUCCUGGAGCAUGUCGAUUGACUCUUGCCAGAGUGAUGGGAUUGUCUCAACACCCCCACUUUGUGUUGACAGCAGAAAAAGUGCCCAGAGGCCAGCAGGGUUUUACCAGGCUGCUGAAGUUUGAGGCAGAGGGAACACAAGUCUCCAUUGAGAUGACAAGUAGCAGCAGAGUUGAUGGUCAGCUGAUCCGACUACCAUUCAGCUUAGCAUCCAACCGAAUCCAAAUCUAUCACAGCAGCAUUCACAGCAUCAUCCUUCGCACCUCCUUUGGUGUGACUGUGCAGACAGUCUGGCCUCACUUUGUGCGUGUCACUGCACCUGGUAUCUACAAUGGUUCACUGGGUGGACUCUGUGGUAACUACAAUGGUCACUCACAUGAUGACUUCCGCACACCCAAUGGCGUUCUGGUCAACAGCUCUCAGGUCUUUGGGGACAGCUGGCGAGAUGGCUCCCUUGCUGCUCACUGCGUGGAGAGAGUUAAUCACAAUCCACCAGCAAAUUAUAACUCUAGUGAGUACUGUGGCAUUAUUAGCUCACCACAUGGACCAUUUACCCAGUGCUGGCCCAUGGUAGACCCACAGGAGCAGGUGGAUGCAUGUGUGGAGAUCAUCAGAGUCUCUAGAGAUCCAAGAUCAACGCUAUGUGAGGUCCUACGAGAUUAUGCACUAAUGUGUCAACAGAGUGGCAUAACCCUGGGACACUGGAGGAAUGCAGCUGGCUGUGUGCAAACCUGCCCUCAAAACAGUCAUUAUGAACUCUGUGGCACAACUUGUCCCUCUGCUUGCCCCAGCCUCUCUUUCCCUUUCACCUGUGACACUGUGUGUCAGGAUGGGUGCCAAUGUGAUGAUGGUUUUGUCCUCAAUGGCAAUCAGUGUGUGCCACCAACAUCCUGUGGAUGCUAUCACAGCGGACGCUAUCGGCAAGGUGGUGAACAGUUCUGGGAUGGUGAGGAAUGUCAGAGCUUCUGUUCCUGUAAUGGUACAACUGGGAUAGUCCACUGUACACCCAACUCCUGUGGUCCCCAGGAGUCCUGCCGUGUGGUGGGGGGUGAUUUUGGCUGCCAUCCCAACCCUCAUGGCACCUGCUCUGCCUCUGGAGACCCCCACUACCUCACAUUUGAUGGCAAGGCUUAUGACUUCCAGGGAACCUGCCGCUAUGUUCUAGCGACCCUUUGCAAUGACACAGAUGGGCUCCACCAAUUUUCAGUGGAAGCCAAGAAUGAGCCAUGGAAUGGGUUUCCAGUUUCAAUCACAGCUGAAGUCUUUGUCAAUGUGUGGGGCUACCAAGUGCGUGUGUCCAGAGAGAGCAGAGGUAUGGCAGAGGUAAAUGGAAUAAGUAAAAAUUUACCAGUUCUCUUGAAUGGAAAUAUAUCUAUCUUUGCAAGUGGAUCUCGCACAUUUAUCAGUGCUGAUUUUGGCCUCAGCGUCACGUACGAUGGAUGGAGUACAGUGUCCAUCUCUGUGCCACCGAAUUACAGAGGACAAACAUGUGGACUUUGUGGAAACUUCAAUGGAAAUCAAGGUGAUGACUUCCGCAUCCCAUCUGGAACGAUAGUCACCUCCCCAGAUUUGUUUGGGAGAGCUUGGAAGGUUCCAGGCAACUACACCUGCAGUGAUGGGUGUGGUUCCUCCUGUCCACGGUGUACCAAUGAGCAACCUGCUAGAGCUCAGUGUGAAGUGAUUCAAGCAGCCGACGGCCCCCUCAGCUUCUGCCAUGAGGAGGUGGACCCAGCACCAUAUUUCAGCGACUGUGUGUUUGAUGUCUGUGUGUCGGGAAAUCAGGGCCAUGAUCUUCUGUGCAGGGCCAUUGAGGUGUAUGUCAGUGCCUGUCAGUCAGCUAAUGUCCGAAUCUACCCUUGGAGACAGAACACCACCUGCAGAGUUGACUGUCCAGCCAACAGCCAUUAUGAGCUGUGUGGUACCGACUGUGGCCACACCUGUGCCAGCAGCAUUGAUGCCACCUGUGAGCAGGUUUGCUCAGAGGGAUGUUUCUGUGAUGAUGGGUUCCUCAGGAGUGGGACAACAUGUGUCCCAGUGGAAAGCUGUGGUUGCCUAUAUGAUGGCUCCUACUAUAAUGCUGGUGAGUCCUUUUGGACAGAAGGUUGCUCCCACCGAUGUGAGUGCCAUGCUCCCAAUGACCUGCGCUGCUCUGCUGCAUCUUGCACGCCAACACAAGAGUGCACCAUCAGAAAUGGCCAGCUGGGCUGUUUCGAUGCAAUGUCUACUUGCACUGUGUGGGGGGAUCCACACUACAUCACCUUUGAUGGGGCAGUGGCUCAUUUCCAGGGCACAUGCACUUACAUCAUCACUGAGAGUGUGAGCCACGGCACAAAUGAAACCCAGUUUCGGGUAGUAGCCACCAAUAAUCACCGUGGAAACAACCGUGUGUCAUUUGUAUCAGCAGUGGAUGUAUACCUCUCAAAUCAACUAGAGAGUGAAUACAUCAGGAUUGGACCAAACAGAAGAGUAAAGGUAAAUGAAAGUGAGAUAUCUCUUCCUGCCACUGUGGGAACUUUGGGUCAGGUGGUAAGGCAGGGAGGCUACAUAGUGGUUGAUGCCUCGGACCUGGUCGUCCAGUUUGAUGGCAGGAGUACCCUACUGGUCAGAAUCGGUCAAAAUCGUCAAAACAGAGUCACUGGGAUGUGUGGAAACUCCAACAGAAAUCCUGCAGAUGACAAAGUCUUGCCCAAUGGCACAUUGGCACAGAAUGACAAUGAGUUUGGACACAGCUGGAAGGCACCCACAAGCCAACCAGGAUGUGGAUCCACCGAUGACAGGAGUGGUGGUGGAUUGAGUGACUGUACCUUCAGGGAAGAAUACACCGAGCUCUGCAGUGUCAUCACCAACACCACCGGCCCAUUCAGUGCCUGUCACCUGCACCCUGACCCCCAGCCAUUUUUCAGUUCCUGCGUCUAUGAUCUUUGCCUCUACACUCCAGCCAAUGGCAUGCUAUGUUCUGCCAUCUCAGCCUAUGAGAGAACCUGCUCAGUUUUGGGGUUGGACAUCCCAGAGUGGCGCUCUGGUUUGCAGUGUGCUGAAACAGACCCAUGUGAACAUCUGAACUGCACAGAGUAUGAGUGGUGUGGUGAGAAGGACGGUGUGUAUGGAUGUUUCUGUGAUGAGCACCACCAUCGACCCAACAAUGAAAGCUAUGACUCGUCCAUCACUUGUGCCAGUAGUACAGGCACCAUGUCUGUGUCACGCUGCCAGCUGUUUGAAGCUGGCUUCCACUCAAGCGCACUCCAUCUCCGAGACGACUCCUGUACAGGGACUAUCCAGGACGGACGACUGGUGUUCCACUUCAACAAUGAUGACCAGCUGUGUGGGACAGUUCUCAGGAGCAAUGGAACCCAUUUCAUCUAUGAGAACACCAUCCAGGGCAAUGUGGACCCUCAUGAAGGUCUAAUUAGCCGCCAAAGGAACAUCCAUCUGCGUUUCUGCUGUGAAUACCUUCUAACCCAGGCCCUGUCUAUGGCUGUGGGCAUCAACCCUGUGGAGAGCAUUGUGAGGAAGAAGCUUCCAUCUGGCCAUGGACAGUAUCAUAUGAGAAUGAUCCCCUACCAGGAUGCCAGCUUCCGCUUCCCACUGACCAGUCACAGCAACAUAGAAAUGGAGAUAGAUCAGAGGCUGUAUGUUGAGGUGCGGACAGAAGGAGUUGAUGGACGGCAGAUAUCCACCAUUCUUGAUUCUUGUUGGGCCACGCCAGUCAACUAUGCCAACUACCCUGUCCGCUGGGAUCUCAUUAAUAACGAGUGUCCUAAUCCAGCAGACGGUACAGUAGAGUUGGUUCAGAAUGGUGUCUCCACUGUGGCCAGAUUCUCCUUCAGGAUGUUCACCUUUACCAACUUUACAUCCAUCUUCCUGCACUGUCAGGUCCACCUGUGUCUUUUGAGCCACAACAACUGUGCAGCUCACUGCUACCCGGGUUACCACAGGCGAACUGAGAGGGAUGUAUCCUACCAUGACAUGACAUCCAUCUCAUUAGGACCACUACACCUGAUGCGGAGAAAUAGCGACACAAUAUUGAGAUCAAGUGGUGCUCCAGGCCAGUUGACCUCACUGGUGACCCUGCUUAUCAGUUGGCUGGCUGCCAAAACUCUGGUCUAGAGAUCAGAGAUGAUCUGUAUCGUAAAGUUAAUCAAGAUACUGCAUACAUUUUUUAUUGUAUUUCUAUUUGCAAGAGCUUGUCCAUGUAAUUUGCAUAUGUAGUAAGUAAGCAAAGUAAUUUUGCUUUAUAGUAGUAGGGGGACCCAGCGCCCAGCAUGUUAAAGUUGAAACCUCUUGUCCUUUGUGUGUGGACAUUCUCAGUCAUCCAGGUCAUGGUCGUCCAAGAAGGGUUGAAUCAAGGGCAACUGGACUUGGUUGUAGAUACUUGAAGACAUGUCACCCCUCAUCCAAGUUCUGACUGACUGACUUGAGUCCCAGGUACUUAACCUCUGAGGAGUCACUUUCACCACCCACUGGAACAUAAGAACCCUGUACCACCGAGCUGAUGAUGUGCCAACGUGCCGAGUGCCCAGACACCUGAAGGAUGCACUUGAAGCUUAACUUCUUCCAUGUAGCAGAUGGCCAUAAUGGGGAAAUACUUGUAAGAGCUCCAACAGCUAUUGUUACAACAGCCAGGAGCGCUGACUGACCAAGUGACAUCAACAGCCUUCAUAACCCCACAGAGGUUAAAAUACCUGGGACUCCCAACCAGCCAGUCAGAACUGAAGAAGCCUCUUGGAUGAGAUGUGAAACGUCUUCAAGCAUCUACAACCAAGUCCAGUUGCCCUUGAUUCAACCCUUCUUGGAUGACCAUGACCUGGACGACUGAGAAUCUCCACACAAAAAGGACAAGAGGUUUCAACUUCAGCAUGCUGGACAUGGAUAUUCUUAUCCUUUGUUGCAUUCAUUUAUAUCAUAAAAUCUCAGUCCUCUAUGAAGUAAUCACAUAAAAUGAAGGUUAAAAGUAAUCAUGUGUAAUAAAGGUUACAAAUAAGCAUAUCUAAUGAAGGUUAAAAGUAAAAAUGAAGUUAUUUUAUUUAGGGAGUAUGUAUCCAUUUGCUGCCUAGGAACACUGGCACUCAAUCCCAAUCCAGCAGACAUUAAAGCGGAUCAGGAGAUACCUUUCUAUUGUACAUAGUGGGGGGUUCUGUGGUUUCUGACAGCUUGGUAAAUUUCUUCUUCUAACAUUCACUUUUUCAGAAAAUACAAUCACAUUAACACAUGCAGUUAAAAACUUCAGGUAACAAUGGAGAGGGAAGAAAGUUGAGAAAAUUCUGCCAGCAUCUAACACUAGAUUAAAUCAUAUAUCAUAUAAAAUUCAAUCAUAUCAUAAUUAAACCAUAUCCUUUUCACUCUCACUCUAAUUCUCACUUUCUUUCAUCAUUACUUGAAAUUAAAUAAAUUACUACUUAAAUGUAAAUAAACUUUAAAAAAUCACAGCAAUAACAAUGCCUAUCUCCCUAAUUUCUAAUCACCAGCAAAAUGAUCAAGAAUAAGUAGAGUAGAGUGUGUGUGUGUGUGUGUAGUGAGGACUGCACACACACACACAUACACACCCUGAGUUAAUAGUGAUUAUUGCUUACGGGAACAGCAGUGUUCUAGACAUAAUGACCAUGUUCUUUCUCUGAGUGUUUCAGGAAAUAAAUGGUGUCUUUGAAAACAAGACAAGGCUUGACUUUUGCUAACACUGUUAAAACUAUAAAGUCUUUGAUCUAACUGA